Messenger RNA from Trichogramma pretiosum, 2990 nucleotides. It is a transcript of the gene Mlp84B, whose product is annotated as muscle LIM protein Mlp84B. Gene Ontology annotation, biological process: muscle tissue development; sarcomere organization. The record is from RefSeq and is a predicted model, not a curated record. Bases 334 to 1809 code for a protein of 491 amino acids. Gene Ontology annotation, molecular function: structural constituent of muscle; actinin binding. Gene Ontology annotation, cellular component: cytoplasm; Z disc; nucleus. The transcript is spliced from 9 exons. NCBI's taxonomy places the organism in Eukaryota, Metazoa, Arthropoda, Insecta, Hymenoptera, Trichogrammatidae.
CGUAUAGUAGCCGCCUUUUCGCGUCGUGCGCGAACGUGCCGUGUGCAAAGCUCAACGUGUAAUGACUAGGCCGCUCCCGGGCCUCGUGCAGCCAUUCGACGAUUAUAUUCAAACCUCGCGCUUAUUAUAUAUAUAUAUUGAAAUUAUAAUUUUUUUUUAAUUAAAAAAAGAAAAAACGUUGGUGUGCGCGCACGUUUUGUAGUUGCGUUUAGUAUAGCGUGAUUUAUAGUGUGUUCUCCCACUGGUUCUCUUCGAUAGCUUCGAUAGACGACCAGCUUCAGUCAUUUUUAACGUUUCUUCACAACUGUAGAAUAAAUAAAAAAACAGGACAAAAUGCCUUACAAGCCAGUGGAACAAGCAAAAUGCCCAAAAUGCGGAAAAUCAGUCUACGCCGCUGAAGAGCGCGUAGCUGGAGGAUUGAAAUGGCACAAGAUGUGCUUCAAAUGCGGUCUCUGCGGCAAGCUGCUCGACUCGACAAACUGCACAGAGCACGACGGCGAGCUCUUCUGCAAAACUUGCCACGGCCGCAAAUUCGGACCUAAGGGCUACGGCUUCGGCGGUGGCGCCGGCUGCCUCUCCAUGGACCAAGGAGACCAUCUUGCGGGCCACCAGUACCAAAUUUCGAACGCCGUGAUGGAGCCAAGAUCCAUCGCCAAAGCCCCGGAGGGCGAGGGCUGCCCACGCUGCGGCGGCUACGUUUACGCCGCCGAGCAGAUGCUCGCCAGAGGAAGGCAAUGGCACAGAGAGUGUUUUAAAUGUGGCGACUGCUCCAAGAGAUUAGACUCGGUCAACUGCUGCGAAGGUCCUGACAAGGAUAUCUAUUGCAAAGUGUGCUACGGAAAGAAGUUCGGUCCCAAAGGCUACGGCUACGGCCAAGGUGGCGGCGCCCUGCAGAGCGACUGCUACGCCAACGGUGAUGCGGCUCCGAAAACGACCGUCGUGGACACGGCCUCGAUCAUGGCCCCACCUGGCAAGGGAUGCCCUCGCUGCGGCGGGGUAGUCUUCGCCGCCGAGCAGGUGCUGGCCAAGGGCCGCGAGUGGCACAGAAAGUGCUUCAAGUGCCGGGACUGCACCAAGACCCUGGACUCGAUCAUAGCCUGCGACGGCCCCGACAAGGACGUCUACUGCAAGACCUGCUACGGCAAGAAGUGGGGACCCCACGGCUACGGCUUCGCCUGCGGCUCCGGUUUCCUCCAGACCGACGGCCUGACCGAGGACCAGAUCUCGGGCAGCAGACCGUGCUACAAUCCCGACACCACGUCGAUCAAGGCCCCACCGGGCCAGGGCUGCCCGCGCUGCGGCGGCAUGGUGUUCGCCGCCGAGCAGCAGCUCGCCAAGGGCACGAUGUGGCACAAGAAGUGCUUCAAUUGCGCCGAGUGCCACAGGCCGCUCGACUCGAUGCUGGCCUGCGACGGCCCCGACAAAGAGAUCCACUGCAAGGCCUGCUACGGCAAGCUGUUCGGCCCCAAGGGCUUCGGCUUCGGCCACUCGCCCACUCUCGUCUCGACCGAUCCCGAGCACGCACCGUCUUUCAUUGACUCGAAGCCAGAACUCGGCGUGAAGAUGAACGACGGCGGCGGCUGCGCCAGAUGCGGCUACCCCGUCUACAUGGCCGAGCAGAUGAUCUCCAAGGAUCGGCUGUGGCACAAGCGCUGCUUCUCGUGCGGCAGCUGCCAUCGCUCGUUGGACUCGACGAAUCUCAACGACGGCCCGGACGGCGACAUCUACUGUCGCGGCUGCUACGGACGCAAUUUCGGACCCCGCGGCGUCGGCUUCGGAAUGGGAGCUGGCACGCUCACGAUGGCAUAGAUUGCUACCGCUAUGCCGCUUCUCUGCCUACAUAAAAUGAAGAGCGCAUCUAUGUGCGAUGGCGAAAUCGCAGAGCAGAACGAAGAUCGACCUGAUGCAAAUAUUGCAAAUUAUUGCAAAAAUUGCUGGAGCCUCUUCCGAUCGAUAUACACAUACAUAUUAUGAUCUUCAACCCCUUUCGUCGUCAGUGUGUGUUAGUAUGUAAGCGUGUGAGUUUGUGUGAACCCGAUCUUGGAUUUCACGAGGGAAUCCCCCCGCUGCGAUCCACGGGUAAUUUCAGCAAUAACAGCUGCUGCUAUUGUUGCUGCAACGGGAUUUGUGCCAUAAAUAAUAUCACAUGCGUUUCUUUUUUUUUUCUUGAAAAAAAAUAUGUAAUUUUUUUUCUCGGGGGUGAUGAAUAUUACGGUAUAUUGAUUGAAUGCGGUGUACGACUGUUGUGCGUAAAUAUUAUUGUUGAAAUAGACAAUAUAUAUAGAGAGCAAGGAAAAAAUAAAAUGAGAACUCGGCUCGUCGAUUCAUGCCUCGACUUCGAGUUUUUCUCGCUCCUUCCCUCGUACUCCUCUCUUUCUUUCUCUCUUUCUCUCUAUUUCUAUCUGUCUGUCUUUUAUCGCGAGAAAAACGAUCGAACGAUAGAUGAUACGAGGCUUGAAUCGACGGCCUUUAGUUUACGAGAUACGAAGGAUGAAAUGUAUACAUUUCCCAGCUUGACACCGUAUAUUAUAUUUGAAUAUAUAAUAGUAUAGACGCGAAUAUUAUGUGUGUAUCGACGAAAAGGCUCGACUCUUUUUCCGAUUUAUUCUUAAUAUAUAAAAUUAGCAUUAUAUGAUAUUCUAAUCUUAGUCAAUCUUGGAGUUUUACAUGUUAAAGGCAUGUAUAAAACACACGUGGACAUGAAAUAUACCUGUCGCGAUAUAUCAGAACGCGCGCAGCACAAGCAAUCUCAAUAAAAUAAUCCCGUAUUAUUGUAGAUCGAAAUAAUACGGGAAUUGAUAAAAAUUUUGCAAAAGUUAUACAUAUGUAUGAAGCGUCCGAGACGCCAAUAUAAUCACAUACUUACGCAAGCGAUCGAGGUACGCUUUGAAAUUUGAUUUUAACUUUUGUUUCAUCGUACUUUAUUGGUUAAAAAUAUUUUAACUAACGAACGAUCCUAUUUAUCUUAAAAAAAAAAACAUUAUAAAAAA